Molecule: messenger RNA, 3089 nt
Organism: Perca fluviatilis (European perch)
Lineage: Eukaryota; Metazoa; Chordata; Actinopteri; Perciformes; Percidae
Gene: ccdc39
Product: coiled-coil domain containing 39
Biological process (GO): inner dynein arm assembly; cilium movement; cilium-dependent cell motility
Cellular component (GO): axoneme
Source: RefSeq, a predicted model, not a curated record
GUGACAACAUUGUAAGACACGUGCGGUUGCUAGGGGCGACUGACAACAGACAGCGGUUGCAACAGUUAGCGACAGCAAACUGGAGAAAGAAACAACUGAUAGCAGCGGUUAAUUAUAGCUAAUCCAGCGGAAACAAUUAGCUAGCUAGCUAUUACUUUGAAUUCUUUUGUUGGUUGUAGAGGCUUAGUCAAACUGCAGGAAAAUGCCGAGCAUUAUUAAUACAGUUUUAUCCGAGAUGGGCUGGGAUGAGCGCUUUGCUAUCCCCGAACCUAACGCUGAAAACAAGGCUUUGAUAGAAGAGAUUCGUAAAAAAGAGACAGAGUCGGUGCAUCUGGAAAACAAACUUGAGAGAAACAAGGAUCAAAAGCAGUUAAUGACCGAAUUCCUCAAAAACGCUAAACAAGAGCUGGAAAAUACUGAGGCCCUGUGCAAGGCAAAGGAAAGAGAUGAAGAGUUGGAGAAACACCUCACCUCCCUUGCAGAAAGAGAGACAGGUCGCCUGGCACAAGAGAUUGCUAAGAUGGAGAAUGACCAUAGAUCUUUAGCAGAGAGGAGGAACAUGCUCGAGAACCAUAUCUUCAAGGCCAAACAGAAGCUAGAGGAGUUUAGGAACCAAAUGAACUGGGACCAGCAGACCAUGGAUGGCUUUUUAGAGGAGUCAGCAUGCAAAGAUGAGGACACAAUGGCCAUCAUGAAGUACGCCCAGCAAGAUGAGCAGAGGAUCAAGUCACUCACUCUGGCUAUAGAGAAGAAGACACUGGAGGCCAAUGAAAAGCGCAAAGCACUUGACAAAGAAUUGACUGAGACUAUAUCUGCACAGAUUGCUUUGGAUAAAACUACAGAAAAUUUGCAGCAGGCCCACCUGGAGACACAGCAGCUCAUCCACCAGUGGGAAAACACCAUCAAGCAGAUGAAGCAACGAGACGCUGAGAUGCAGCAGUGUGCUCUGCAACUUGCCCAAGCCAACCAGAACAUCAGGGAGAGAAAUUGCACCAUUACAGAGAAGAAGCACUUGCUGGACACUCAGAGGAACAACAACAAGGAAACGGAGAGGAAGAUAACAAUGGCCAACCGACAGGCUGUAAAACUGCGGGAGGAUUUGAAGGAGCAGGAGAAUAACUGCAGCAGGCUGAAGGACGAGCUGGAUAGUUGCAAAGGCACACUGGACAGAGCAACCUCCGAUGUGGAGUCGGUGACGUCCCACAUAGCCAGAAUGAAAAAAGACAUCCAGGAUAACAAUGACAAACUCAAGCAGGCCAGGGCCUACAAUGUUGCGCUGGAAGAGAAGCUGAAAGUUGUGACUCAGACCGCCCUUAGUGAGGAGGAGAGAGCUGCACAGAUGGAUCACCUCCUCAAUGAUGAGGAACACGCAAUCAAGGAAUUGGAUGUCCAGCUGCGUGACUGCAGGGAGGAGCUUUGUCGUAAAGAGCGUUUGCAGGCCCUCAAGACCAACGAGAAGAAUUCUAUCUCUCAGGUUUCGAGGAGUAAAUCCACCAUCACCAGCCUGGACAGCCAGCUUAGAAAACUGGAGAAGGAAUUAGUAAAACAGCAGAUGAUCACGAGUCAACAGGAUUCCCAGAUCGUCAGCCUGGGUAGAAAACUGGCACGGCUGCAAGGUGAAGCUCACUCGGAUGAUAAACAAAUGCUAGACACAAAGAUCGCUGAGCUGACCAAAGCCCUAGAGGAGAAGAAGGAGACGGCCAAGAUGCUUACCAACACACUCAAGGAGUCUGAGAAUGAUAUUCGCUAUUUGAGGAAAGAGAUGGAGAAGUCAGAAGCUCAAAGGAGAGAUCUGACUAACAAGGUGGAGGAGCUCUUGCUACUCCGUAACACCAAUGAAAAGGAGCUGAAGAGACUCAGGCUCAGGAAACAGGACAACAUGGUGGAGCACAACGUCAUGAAGAUAGAGGUCAAGCGUAUGAGGGAUCUGCUGUAUAACAAGGCGGGCAGCGUGCUGUCCCUGGAGAAGAGGAAGCUGGAGCUGCAGAAAGCCAUAAAGGACAGGGAGGAAGAGGUCAAGGUCUACAGAGAAAUGCUCAGCCAGCAGCUCAAGAUCAGUGAGCAGGAGAGACAGAGACUCAGGUUGAUAGAGGAGAAAUCACAGGCUUACUACAUCACAAAGGCUGCACAAGAGAAAGAGGAGCUCAAGCGGAAGGGAGACGGUCUGGAUGCUAACAUCCGCAAGAUGGAGCUGGAAAAUAGAGCUCUGGAGAACACCAUUCAGUUGUUCAACAACAGUAACUCAGCAUUUCGCAAAUCCCUCAACAAAGUAAAUGAAUCCAGUCCAGAGCACCAGGAAAAACUGAAGCUGGAAGAGCAGUUGAGGGCGGCUGAAGAGAUGCUGAAGUAUAGGAAAAGACAACUCCAAGAGCUCCAACAGGACUUACAGGACAUGAACAAUACAUUGGAGAGUCUGCUGCAAGAAGAGCAGAUGGAGAAAGAUAACAUAGAGCACAAACAGUCACUCAUCAGUAAACUGAACAAAGAAAUCGCUUCCCAGCAGGAGAAGGUUGUCAGAGCCACAAAGCAGUGCUCUAAGCUUACCAAAGAGAUCCGCUUGGCAAAAAACACCAAAACUGAGACUUUCGAGGAGAAGGACAUUAAGCUGAGGGAGUUAAAAGAAUUUAAUAAGAGUAUCAACAAGAUGCUGAAUGUGGCCAUGGAUGAAACCCCUGACCUCAGAUCAGUGUUGGAGAAAUACUUCCAGCAGGCCCAUUUGUCUCUUCCAUCUCCGUCUUCUACUCCUUCCAGCCAUCGGAGCUCCAUAAGCUCUGCCCGCAGCUCUGCCUCUCUCAGGUCUUCUGCGUCCUCAGCCGGCAGCAGCCCCAGGGCCUCUGCACUUCACUCCCCCGUGCUGAAGACUGUGCAACUGGGCUUGGAUCUGGCCAUGACCUCCCCUCCCCUCACCACCUCCGGACGUUCCAGUUCUGCGAGCAGCAGCAGCAGCAGAAAGUUAAAGAACCCAUAAUGAUGGCCGAUUUAUUCUUUAUUUACGGAUGUAAUGUCAUACUGUAUUUUAAUGCAUUAAAAAUCUGUUAUUGUUAAUUUGGUCUUAUUCUGUAACACUUUAAAAUAAGGUACACAACAUU